Messenger RNA from Stegostoma tigrinum, 3337 nucleotides. It is a transcript of the gene slc25a14, whose product is annotated as solute carrier family 25 member 14. Bases 631 to 1503 code for a protein of 290 amino acids. Gene Ontology annotation, biological process: mitochondrial transport. The transcript is spliced from 9 exons. The record is from RefSeq and is a predicted model, not a curated record. NCBI's taxonomy places the organism in Eukaryota, Metazoa, Chordata, Chondrichthyes, Orectolobiformes, Stegostomatidae. Gene Ontology annotation, cellular component: mitochondrial membrane.
UGGCAGUUUCCGGGUCAUGCGGAAAUGAUGCAGGAGUAGAUGCACUUUAGGACGGUCAGGUUCUCUCUUUCCUCUUUGAGAUACAGUGAGAGACUGACCCUUUCCAAGACAGAACAUCGAGGGAGAGGGACACAGCCUGUCACCCGCUGAGGGAAAUUCUCUGCACGGAGACGAGUCUGAUAGAGAGGGCGGGGUGAGGGAUUAGGAACGCGGUCCGGGAAGGCCCCUCCCAGGGCUCCGGCUCCCACAAGCCUCACUGCCGGCAGGGUGCACAUUCAGGUUUGUUUGUGUUUCAGGUUUGCACACUCACUCGGUUAAGUCAGCGUAUCUCUAGGAUUCUCGUUGCGAUAACUGACUUGACUGCAAGGCGUCCAGACCCGAAACGUCAGUUUUCCUGCUCCUGCUGUGUUUGUCCAGCUCCACACCUUGUUAUCUCAGUCUCCAGCAUCGGCAGUUCCUACUAUCUCUGACUUGAGUGCGAAAUGCCCUGAGGAGACUAAGACUUCACCACUGAGUUGCACCUGCUAGGUAAACACUGUAUUCAAACCCGCCAUUGCCUGGCUAGCGAACUCUCUGAUUAUUCCAUUGGCAUUUACCCCUUUUAAAGUUAGAACUGGCGAAGAUCGGGAGAUGUCCAACCUAAACUGGAAACCCUUCGUCUAUGGGGGCCUGGCUUCUGUCACCGCUGAGUUUGGAACAUUUCCAAUUGACCUGACAAAAACUCGGCUGCAGGUUCAGGGUCAGCUUAUUGAUUCUCGUUACAAGGAGAUUAAGUACAGAGGAAUGUUACAUGCCUUGCUCAAGAUAUGUAAGGAGGAAGGAUUGAGGGCACUUUAUUCCGGCAUCAGUCCAGCUCUGCUGCGUCAGGCAUCCUAUGGCACCAUUAAGAUCGGGACUUACCAAAGUUUGAAGCGCCUUUUUGUAAGCUGCCCUCAAGAUGAAACGCUCCUUGUAAACGUUCUAUGUGGGAUUCUUGCUGGAGUGGUUUCGUCAACUAUUGCUAACCCUACAGACGUAUUAAAGAUUCGGAUGCAGGCUCAAAGUGGCCUUUGUCAGGGGAGUAUGAUUGGGAAUUUUAUUAAUAUCUACCAGCAAGAGGGCACCAGAGGAUUAUGGAGGGGAGUGAGCCUCACUGCUCAGCGAGCGGCCAUUGUAGUUGGUGUGGAAUUGCCAGUCUACGAUAUCACUAAAAAGCACAUCAUCCUGUCUGGCCUCAUGGGAGACACAGUCUACACUCAUUUUCUAUCAAGCUUUACCUGUGGCUUAGCUGGUGCCUUGGCCUCCAAUCCGGUUGAUGUAGUGCGGACUCGUAUGAUGAACCAGAAAGUGCUUUCAGGGACUCAUGUAAUUUACAAGGGGACUCUGGAUGGCCUUCUACAAACAUGGAAGACUGAAGGUUUCUUGGCUCUGUACAAAGGAUUCUGGCCCAAUUGGUUACGCCUGGGACCUUGGAAUAUCAUUUUCUUCAUUACAUAUGAACAGCUCAGAAAGAUCCCUGUGUAAUGUCCUGUUAAUCUCUGCAACAGUGUUCUUCAUGCUCACACUGCUGCCUGGCUUUUGUUUAUUGACAGGAGGGAAGCAUUCAUUCACCCUGUUGCCUUCCACCCUUGUAGGGAGUUGCAUGAAUGUUACUGCCCUUGAAUUCAAAUACAUUGUGUGGAAAAGAUGACUUAUGCACAGCGACCAAUGGCUUUAACUUUCUGGUAGCAAUUGAGAAGAUUCAUUGAAUUAAAGUCUCAAUUGAUUUAUGGUGAUACUGCCAAAUAGGAAACCACUCAACAGAAACGGGGUUGCGGGGUAGAACAACCCAACUGUGAAUGUCAGGCUGCACGUACAUACCCUCACACAAUCACGUGCAUUGCAUGCUCAACACACAACUGGGAACGUGUCUAUGGGGAGAUGUGUGCGAAUGUGGGGGUUACUCAUAAAGAGGCCUUUUGCACUUGAAGCUAAACUUGCAUUUGGACUGCCUUGAACUUUCUGGGCUUCAAAGGUUUGCCUGUGUCCUCAUAUUCGAUGUCCUCAUUAAUGAGUAUAUUCAUUAAGAUCCCAAAUCAGCAUUUAAUUACCAGUGAUACAAAUACAGAUUUCUGUGACCCAGAACACAUGGAUUGUCAACAGAGCAGAGUGGUGCAGACUUGAAGGUGAGCUAUUGGGUUUUGGGCCCCUCAUCUUGCGCAGUGCAGAGGUUGAGAUAUACUGGGCUCAGACCUUAGAAUGCCAUUAUGCACGACAUAAGUGAAUUUCUGUGCCUCGAGUCCUUCAACAAAUAUACAUAAAGUUGAAGAUAGGUUUCAGGAUCUUGGGAGCCUUGGCCACAUUCCACACAAUGUUGAUAUGCCAAAUCAAUUAGUAGCACGGAACUUGCAUUCGCUCUUUACAAAGUUGAAACUGGUUUGGAGGAGGAACAUUUGAAGUGUAUUGAUAAUUGGUGUAUUAUGUUCACAUCACGAAGCCGCUUCUCAAUUUUCAAGAACAACAAUUCCUUAAGAAUCAAUCAAAUUUACAAUAGAUCUUCAGUGUGAUUUCUUUUAACAUAUUCCUGAAGGUCUAAUUUUGAAGCUGGCUUUGCUUGCUGUUGAACUGGUUCAUUCUGCUGAAAGGGUGAUGCUUUAAACACCUGGUAAUUUUGACACUGUCAAUCCAGUUGGCAGACACUUCCCACCCUCAUGCAGAACAGCCCUGCACUAAGAAAUGAGCCUGCAGCCUGGUUUCCUAUACAAAGAUUUUUACUUUUACCUUGUCUACAUGUUUGAGAUGUUUACAUGGUUAUGCACCAGUGAUAGGAGCUUAAAUCAUGGAGUCACCAUUUGUUUUGCAGUUUGUUCAUUGAGAAAAAUUAUGUCAGAGAAAAACAAAUACUUGCCACUUGGUGACAGCCUCCAUACAAAUCUCAGCAUCAUUUCAGUAUUAGAUCGAACUCAGAAAGGUCAUUUCAAAACAAAAAGAGAUUCUCAAGUUGUUGAAGUAUUUUUAAGCUGUUAAUAACUAAAGCAGAGAGGUGUGCAAGCAUUCAUGGUUACUCAUUUAUUUUUGGGCCAAUAUGACAUACCAUUGGGAGCACUGAAGCUCUCCUCAUGGAUGAAUUUUAAGAAUGCUGCAUGUCAGUGACGUUGCUGAGACCUGUCUGCGGGCACUGUGGCCUGUCUUGACCAUGUCUGCAAUCACAAGAGUCUCGAGGGAGCUGGUGACUUCUAGUUCAGGUAUUACUGCAAUGCAGCUGUUUGUAUAGAUUAGAUUAGAUUCCCUACAGCGUGGAAACAGGCCCUUCAGCCCAACAAGUCCACACCGCCCUUUGAAGCAUCCCAUCCAGGCCCAUUUCCUCCCCCCUCUCCCC